Messenger RNA from Echinococcus granulosus, 1272 nucleotides. Its product is annotated as Isocitrate dehydrogenase [NAD] subunit gamma. Bases 1 to 1272 code for a protein of 423 amino acids. The transcript is spliced from 7 exons. The record is from RefSeq and is a predicted model, not a curated record. Gene Ontology annotation, biological process: isocitrate metabolic process; tricarboxylic acid cycle. NCBI's taxonomy places the organism in Eukaryota, Metazoa, Platyhelminthes, Cestoda, Cyclophyllidea, Taeniidae. Gene Ontology annotation, cellular component: mitochondrion.
AUGAUCACUUUGCAGAAAGCAUCACGCCUUCUUCGCUGGGAUUGGGGCCUUUCUGCGACUUUACUGCGAGCACUAGCCACAGACACCCUGACAAUAUCUCAGCAGACAAAGGUAGAGCGUCCCUAUGCCCCGCUACCCUCGACGCUGGGGCUGCCGCAGGGCGCACGUGUCUCCCUGCCGCGUGCCAAAUAUGGCGGUCGGCACACCGUUGCCAUGCUCACCGGCGAUGGGGUGAGUCCUGAGAUGAUGGAGCAUGUAAAGUCUGUCUACUAUACGCUUGGGGUGCCGGUUGAAUUCGAUGAGGUUGCAAUCGACAAUAACUCCAAUGAGGAGGUGGUGCGAGAAGCGAUCAUGGCGGUACGGAGGAAUGGUGUGGCGUUGAAGGGCAGCCUUAAGACGAUUCCAGGCAUGAAAUCACAUAAUCUAAUGAUCCGAAACGAGUUGGAACUCUUUGCCUACGUGCAACGCUGCUACAGUUUUCCCGGUGUGAUAACCCGUCACAAGGAUGUUGAUAUUGUGGUUAUUCGGGAGAACAGCGAAGGCGAAUAUAGUCAGCUGGAACACGAAAGCGUGCCUGGCGUUGUGGAGUCCAUGAAGAUAAUCACACGUAACAAAUCGGCUAAAAUAGCUCACUUCGCCUUCAACUACGCUCUCCAACAUGGACGCAAGAAGGUCACGGCAGUGCACAAGGCAAACAUCAUGAAACUGAGCGAUGGUCUUUUUCUCCAGACUUGUGAAGACGUCUCUAAGCUCUAUCCCACCAUUCAGUUUGACUCAAUAAUCGUCGACAACUGCUGCAUGCAGCUGGUCAGACGGCCGCAGCAGUUCGACGUGAUGCUGCUGCCCAACCUCUAUGGCAACAUUGUGGGCGCUCUGUGCGCGGGGUUGGUGGGUGGUGCGGGUCUGGCCACAGGCAUAAAUUUAGGCGAGGAGUAUGCCAUCUUUGAGGCCGCCAUACGAAAGCAGGCGCAAUCGCUGAAAGGACAGAAUGUUGCCAAUCCCGUGGCUAUGCUGCUAGCGUCGGCGGAUCUUUUGGACCAUUUGGGUUGGCAAUUGACUAAUCUCCGGGUUGUCGGAUGGCUUAGACCCCUAGUGACCUUUGCCUCUUCCUCGGCUACAGGUCUGUACGAGAAGUCGAGGAUCCUGCGCAACGCCAUCGUGGAUGCCGUCUCGACGAAGAACGUGCGCACUCCCGACAUUGGGGGCACCUACACCACCCGCGAUGUCGUCAACGCAAUCAACUCGAGCGUAGUCAGCCAGAUGCAGGAGUAG